CAGAACUUCGUCAGUACCUCGGUGCCCGUUGACUGGUGUCUCCGAAGUGAGAGAGAAAUAGCGUAAAUUCCCGCACUCAGGAAAAGGCAGAGGCAGGAAAUUGAGUUAAAGAUGUUUAAUGUUUCUGAGCAUAAGCAAAACGUGGAAGCCAUGAUUAAAAACAUUAACACAAUUUCUUUGGAGUUGAAGAAGAUGAAAGAGCUCUCCCAGUUACUGCUUUGUGACCUUACUCUACAUUUUAGUCAUCCUGUGAAGAUAGAUGACUUAAAGGAAACAGAAAGAAACAACCCCCCCUUUGAAGAAUCUAAAAUAUCAGAUGUAUCCCUUGCUUCUAACAGUUUUUCUCUUUGAUUUCUUAUUUGUUUGUUGUGAAUUUCUAACUAUAUUUAUUGUUGAAUUAACAAAUACCUGGGAGAAUUGAUUUUACUAAUAUAUUUAAUGUAAUAAAAAACAAAAUAAAAAUAUGUUGAGUUGUAAAUAGUCAUUUCAUAUUCUUGAAGGCUGUUUUAUUAUUGUUUUAAUGUUAAAAAGAUUGGCUAAUUGAUUUCACUAAUGGCAGGAGUAUGACAUAGGAAAUUGGCCAUGGGGCAUUGCUUAUCCUUUACCUUAUGCUUGAAUUUGGCUCAGGUUGAAAGAGAGUUACUAAAUUAUAAAUGGAUAGUAUGAUUUUAUAUUAAUCAGAUCUCUCUUGAUAGCAAGUGCCAAAAACAACUCAAGCUAGCUGAAGCAUUUAUUGGGUCAUGUGACUUGGAAGCCCAUGGUUGGAGUAGAUUUCAGGGACUCCACUAAUUCAUCAGAUGUCUCUAUCCUGGUUCUGUUUCUGUGCAUUGGCCUCAUCUGCUCCUGUUAUAGACUGAUUUCCUCCAAAGGGCAGGUAGAAGAGGGUGGAGGCAUGGCAGCAGACAACUCCAGGUGUACAAAAUUAACUUUGAGGGAGACCAGAGAAAAGAGAGAUCCUCUGUCUCAGCCGCUAUGUUUAACAUUCCGGAGAAAGACCUUGAUUGGCCUAGAUUUGGUUAAGGUGUUUAUCCCUGAGCAGGGUCCUGAGCAACUGUGAUUGGUGAGGCUGGUGUCAUAUGCCAGGUCUGUGGCCAAAGGAGGAGAGACCCUGCCAGAAGAAUGGAGUUGCCAUGGCCUGAAGGAGGGCAGAAAGAAUGCCAUGAAAACGUCAGAUACUCACCACUGACUUCAGUCAGAGCAGUGAAGUAGCCUUUAGUUUUAGGAUAUCUUUAUCCUAAAACUUUCUAAUUUUCAUCCCUUGCCACCAAAGGAGACUUAAAAUAAUAGGCUUUGAUUUGCCUUGUAAACAUAAUUCACUACGAAAUAGUUGCUUUGAAAUCUACCAUGCCCUUCUUUUUAGAUAUUUUUGAACAUAAAAGAAUACCAUGAAGCAAGACACAAGGGCAGCUCACUCCAUAACAGAACCGGUGGUGUUUGCUAUCCUCACUACCCGGCACCCAGCUCAGUGUUUACCACAGAAUAGACAACAAAUGCUUGUUGAAUAUCCUGUUGAAUAAACAUGUAAAUGAAUGCAGGUUUUUCAGCUUUAGAACUGCCAAGUUCUGGACCCUAAAUUGAGAACUUCUGGUUUGUAAGGAUGAAGUUUUGUGAAACAUCCUUUUUAUAUAUCAUUGAUUAAAAUUCUCCACAUACUUGUUGUCUUAGCUAAUUGUCAGUUUUAACUCAGUGACUUCCAAGAUUCCUUCCAAUGUUCUGUUAGCUCAUGAAAAUGAAAAUGCAAGAUAAAACUUAUAGAUUAAGCAGAGAAGCCAACAAUUUUUUUUUUAGAUUUUUUUUUUUGUGAGGAAGAUUAGCCCUGAGUGAACAUUUGUCGCCAAUUCUCCUCUUUUUGCUGAGGAAGACUGGCCUUGGGCUAACAUCCAUGCCCAUCUUCCUCCACUUUAUAUGGGACGCCGCCACAGCAUGGCUUGACAAGCGGUGCGUCGGUGCGCGCUCGGGAUCCGAACCCCGGGCCGCCACAGCAGAGCGUGUGCACUUAACUGCUACGCCACAGGGCCGGCCCCCAAUUUUUGUUAUUAAUAAAAGUUGUAGAAUAACAACCAAGGGCUCAAAAGGGAAAACUUAAAGAACCACUGAAGGCCAGGUUUUUGUUUUUCAAAUGCUUACCACUUUUUAGGUGAGAUAUGUAAACCAAAUGAAAGAGCUGAAUCGCUUUGCAGGAUUUAUAGAGACUUUUGGGAAGGAUGAGGAGAAGGUCUUUAUGACAGAGUUGUCAAGGGGGAUAGAAAGAGAUGGAAGAAAUGUAUCUAAUCAGAAAGUCAGAUGAAAGUUUUCCGUGUAUAUGCAUUGCUCUUUCAUCUUCCCAGGAAGACUUUGGUAAAAUCGACAUCAUUUGACAAUGCUUUUGGAGUAGGGUGGGGGGGUGGAGGAGGUGGGAUGUGGGUGUCAGGAUGUGAGGAACUUAAAUCCAGGUAUAUUUGAUACCACAGCUUCAUCUCUGAAUUUAAAAUGUUUCCUUUUGGUAUUUGUAGCUUAAAU
Molecule: messenger RNA, 2499 nt
Organism: Diceros bicornis minor
Lineage: Eukaryota; Metazoa; Chordata; Mammalia; Perissodactyla; Rhinocerotidae
Gene: C1H5orf58
Product: chromosome 1 C5orf58 homolog
Exons: 4
Coding region: 112-351 (79 amino acids)
Source: RefSeq, a predicted model, not a curated record